Molecule: messenger RNA, 795 nt
Organism: Halteromyces radiatus
Lineage: Eukaryota; Fungi; Mucoromycota; Mucoromycetes; Mucorales; Cunninghamellaceae
Exons: 4
Coding region: 1-795 (264 amino acids)
Biological process (GO): phosphatidic acid biosynthetic process
Cellular component (GO): endoplasmic reticulum; membrane
Molecular function (GO): 1-acylglycerol-3-phosphate O-acyltransferase activity
Source: RefSeq, a predicted model, not a curated record
AUGCUGUCACUAUUACCUAUUCUAUUUGCCUUACUGAUGCGAAAACGAGGUGGAUUUUAUUAUCGUAGUCUUGUUUCAACAACAUGUAUGGGUGCAAUGACGGUGUAUGGUAUGGUGGCUUCUCUGACUUUGCCAUUGAUAGGUAAGGCAGGUCUAGUGAAUUGGUCUGUGGCUCGACUUUAUUAUCAUCUUUGCGGCUUUUUAUUGGCAAUUACUACUACCAUUGAAGGAAAAGAACAUCUUGAUCGUACAAAAGGCCCUGCUGUAUACGUUUGCAAUCAUCAAUCAAGUAUGGAUAUUUUAUUGAUGGCUAGCGUGUUUCCAAAGUCAACUUCAGUCGUAGCAAAAAAACAAAUCAAAUAUUAUCCAUUUUUGGGUUGGUACAUGACUCUUAGUAAUGCUAUCUUUUUGGAUCGCAAGAAUAGGGAUAGUGCCAUCAAGGAAGCUCGUCAAGCGGCUGAAGAUAUUCAUAGAAAAAAGACUAGUGUCUGGCUCUUCCCUGAAGGUACACGUGGUCGACCUUUAGAUAUUGACAUGUUACCAUUCAAAAAAGGUGCUUUCUAUAUGGCAGUUCAAGCAAAGGUGCCUAUUAUCCCUAUUGUCAUUUCAAAUUAUCAAAAUAUCUACAACUCCAAAACAAAACGAUUUGGCCAUGGCAAUGUUAAAAUCAAAGUAUUACCACCUGUUUCCACGGAACAUGUACAAGAAGAUUCAGCUGCUAUUGAUCAAUUAGCUAACAAGGUCAGGAACCAAAUGUUAGAAGUCUUACGCGAUAUCUCCCCUCGUCUUCAUUAG